Messenger RNA from Chenopodium quinoa (quinoa), 543 nucleotides. RefSeq lists its product as uncharacterized. The record is from RefSeq and is a predicted model, not a curated record. Bases 1 to 543 code for a protein of 180 amino acids. Gene Ontology annotation, molecular function: nucleic acid binding; zinc ion binding. NCBI's taxonomy places the organism in Eukaryota, Viridiplantae, Streptophyta, Magnoliopsida, Caryophyllales, Amaranthaceae. The transcript has a single exon.
AUGGGGAAGUGGAGUUCUAUCUUAUGCCCUAGGAUACAAUCUAGGUUAGACAAAGAAAAGGAGAAGGCAGCAUACUGUACUGUAAUGCCAUCCUCAGAUAGCUUGUUUAAUGUCAGACAUAUCCUAGAUCAAGUGAAUGUAGACUUAGUGGCUAAUACUUGUAGUUGUAGGAAGUGGAAUAUGGUUGGCAUUCCUUGCUGCCAUGCCAUAGCUUGUAUUUACUUUCAAAACAAGGUAGCAGAGGAUUAUGUUGAUGUGUGCUACAAGGUGGAGACUUAUGUGAAGGCUUACAGUGGCUUAAUACCACCAUUGGAAGGAGAAAGGUAUUGGCCAAGGGUGCCCUGCAAUUUGGAUCCCCCUCCAAUCAAAAUUGGCCCUGGAAGGCCCAGGAAGAACAGAAUCAAACACCCACUUGAGUAUCCUAAGAAGACAGGCUCAUUGACUAGAUCAGGGAUUGAGAUGACCUGCAGCAUUUGUAAUUCAAAGGGUCACAAUAAGAGGGGGUGCCCAGACAAGGGAUCUGCAGCAGCUACUGAACCAUAA